CAAUAGGAUAUUUAUAGGCCUCUCGUUGCCUUCGCUGGUUCUCCCGGUGUUUAUGAAAGGGCUUAGCUAGCAAUUGUUAUCUAGAAAGAAGAACUAGAAAGUUAGCUAGCCAUUGCUAGCUAGAAAGAAGAGCUAGAAAGGGCUUAGCUAGCCAUUGUUAGCUAGAAAGAAGAGCUAGAAAGUUAGCUAGCCAUUGUUAGCUAGAAAGAAGAGCAAGCCGAUUCCCACGUUCGUAGAAAAAGCGGCACAGUGGCAGCUCGAGGAACGCCCUGGCAGAGCCGGGCAGGCCCGCGUAAGGCCCACGGCGCCCAAACAGAUGCCGCCGCCGCCACCGCCGCCUCCCCUUUUGCAAGCAAAUGCUCCGCCGCUGCUGACCAAAGGGAAGUUCCGCGCCCCACUGAACAUCUGCGGCGGCGGCCCCUGUCAGUCCGAGGCGGGACGGACUUCCUCUGCCAAGUUCCCAGCGCGACGUCCUUGCCGCAAGCCGGCAGGCGAAAGAGAAAGCUGCAUCCUUAAAAGCGGCGCUGCCUCCCAGGUCCGCGCACAAGCCGAGAGCUCUUGCAGCUGGCGGGCAGCCUGUCUGCCCUCCUCUCCUCACCGCUCUCGCCUAGCAGGAAGCGAAGAGGCCCGGCCGCCUCCGCAGCGCCAUGGGAUCGACCACGGAGACCCACGAGAUGAACGGGCUGAUGGCGGGCAACGGGAACGCGGCGCCUCCCGAAGAGCCUGGAGCCCGAGGGGUACAGAGAACCCGAGUGAUUAAUAUGAACCACUAUGCUAAUAAGAAGAGUGCAGCCGAGAGCAUGCUGGACAUUGCUUUGCUGAUGGCCAAUGCAUCCCAGCUGAAAGCAGUAAUGGAACAAGGGCCCACCUUCUCAUUCUAUGUUCCACUUAUUGUCCUCAUCAGCAUUUCACUUCUGCUUCAGAUUGGAGUAGGUGUACUUCUAAUAUUCCUUGUCAAAUAUGACCUUAAUAACCCUGCAAAGCACACCAAGCUGGAGUUCCUCAAUAACCUUGCGACUGGACUGGUCUUUAUUAUAGUAGUUGUGAAUAUCUUUAUUACUGCCUUUGGAGUCCAGAAGCCAGCAGUUCAGCAAAAGACCUGAGCUUUUGAAUUUUGCGGGGAGCUUCUGCGCCUUGAGCCAGUUUCUCUUCAUGGAAAACGUGAAGAACCUAAAGCAAUUCAAGCAAACAUUUCUCUGACUCUUUCAGCUGAACUAUUUACCAGGUUGACCCUUCUUUUUCAUCUCUUAACCACAUAAAGAUAGUGAACAUGUAUUUUCGGGACCAAGGAUCCUGGCAUCCACACAACCCAUCAGUAUUGCAUUAGAGAAGAUUGCUGAGCAAAUCCUUUCUCCAGAGACUGUUGCUCCUUGGCUCCACUGGCAGCUCAGAACUCCUUGCUUCCUGAGUGAUGCCAGGCAGAAAGAGGUGCUUUCUACACUUGAAAGGAAGGGUUUCACAUCAGCCCUUCCAAAUGAUGCAGCGAAGGGGGGCGGGCAGGGUUGUCUGUCAAUACUUUCAGAAGCCUGUCUGCUUUAAACGGAUAAUUUAUGUAAUCAACCAACCAGCUGAACAUGUUGAUUUUUGAGGAAGAACAGCAGUGGGUGCCCCCCACAAGCCAAGGUUCAGAGUACCCAAAGCCGGACAAGUUGCUUUGGCCCACAAGGCAGGAAAAUCCUGCAGGCACUUCUUCCCUGUCAGGAUGAAUGCAGCGAUAACUAAUUAAAUAACUAAUUGUAUGCGCCCUUUUCAUGACAUGCAAAAUUUACUGCUUGGGGCAGUCAUCUCACUCUGAUGUUAAGGCAGAGUGUAGUUUUUGUUUGAUGUAUGUAGUUUUUGUUUAAUUAUAUCAUUCCAGAUACAUUUGUCUCAUAUUUGGGAGGGUUUGGGAGAUUUUUCUCAUAUUUGGGAGUGUAGAAAAAGGUGCGCACAAUCAGUGUGUGGAAGUUUGGGAACAGUCAUCUUUCUGUUCAGGGAAGGCCACUUAAUUAUUAUUCAUUAUGCUUCAUAGCUUAACUGUGUCAAUCCAAUUAUUCCAAAAGGACCAGGGUACAUCUUGCAAACUUGGUUCUUGUUAGAAUAAUUUUUUAUCCAUUUAUGUGAGUUCCUGGGAUCAUAGUCAGCUGGAAAAGAGCUAGUGAAUCCUUAGCACAUUUCAAGAUCUAAGAACAUUCCUGCAGGAUCAGACCAAAGACCUAUCCAGUCUGCCAUCUCACAGCGGUCAAGCAGGUGCUUGUGGCAAACAUACACACAGGGCAUGAUGGUUCUACUGUGGUUCCUCAGUAGUUGGUAUUCUGAGACAUGGUGCUUCUGUUUCUGGACAUAGCAUAUAGUCAUCAAAACUACUAUUCCUGGAUAUUCUUAUCCACAAUCUAUUUAUAUAAUCCUUUUCUAAGCCAUUUAUGUUGGUAGCCAUUGUCCAUUUGUUCCUUUUCUCUGGCCUGUCUUCCAGCAUACAGCUCCUUCUCCACACUAUGCAUAAUUUUUUAUAUUUCUAUCAUGCCCUUCCGCUUACUUUUUAAAAAAUGCUUCAAAUGUUUCCGCAAAGGAGAGCUUCUUCAUAACUUUGGCUUCCCCUUUCUGUGUCAUGUCCAGCUCUAUAAUGUCCUUUUGCAGGUUUCGAGACCAGAACUAUUCACAGUAUUCCAAGGGUGGUCACACCAUGAAUUUUACAGCAGCAUUAUGAAGUGAUAUUUUCAAUCUUAAUGAUCGCCUAGAGAUUACCACUUUUGAUCAGCUGUUUCAGUCUUGUCUUUUCCUUCUGGCAAUGGCAGCAACAUGUUUGCCUGACCAAGACUUUAAAAAGGUAUCACCCGUCAACCUAUAGAGUUGUCUCAGUUUAUAACCUCAAUCAAAACAUCACAUUGGGUGUACAUGCCUAUGUGUUGGAAGACAUGUCUUCAUCUUGGUGGACUGUUGCAUGUGAAGAACAUACACCCCGGUUGUAUAUACAAGCAACAGAAAUCAGUGGCCAGCAACUUCUUCCCAACAUUAAUACAUGUGAUUCUGUGUACCUGUGCAGGAAAAAUGUUUAUUUAUUUGGGGGCUUGGGUAGAUAAGGGGCGAAAAAGCAAAGUAAGACAUAGUACUUCUCCAAUCCCUUUCCACAGUCAUCCAAAUGCCAUGUGUAAAAUGGCAGUAGAAGACCCUUAAAGGUGAGCAACUAGUGGCCUUCCAGAUGAUGUUGGGUUGCAGCUCCCAUCUUCUUUCAUUAUUGGCUGUGCUGGCCAGGGCAGAUGAGAGCUGCAGUUCAGUGUGUGGAGGGCACAUGUUGUCCAUUCAUGCUUUAUGACUUCAGUAAACAUGACUACUAACUUGUCUCUAGACUCUGAAUACAAAAGGCCCAUUGCCAGCCUUGUUCUUAUUGACCUGUGAUUAGUCAUCAUCUCCAGUAGGAAAGAUGAGUGCACCCUACAGAUCAUGCUUAUUUUUUCCUACUGUAAUUUAUUUUCCCCUCAUCUUUCCUCAAGUAACUAUGCAUGGAAAGGAUUAUUUAAAAAUAUCUCUGACAAACACAGUUGAGUCCAAAAAUAUACUAUAAUACAUACUAUUGCUGUAGCACAAAUAUUUUAAGAAAAUAAAUCAACUAUUAGUGCCAUUUUAUUUCUAAUGUAUGGUAAAAUCAGUUGCAAUCCAUUUAACUUUCUCCUACAUAUAUGUUUAUUAUAUUCCUUUUUUCAUUUUCACAUAUAAUAGAAAAAUGAAAUGUCUGUAAGAUAUUAUGGUUGGUAGUCAGAUAGUUGUAGCAUUUUCAUUUACCAUUUCAGUUGCUAAGUUGCUUAGUAUUUUCUCUUGAUUGUAAGAACAACAGAUUUUCAAGAACAGGGCUAUAAUUUUAUUUUCUGCUUUGCUAGUAGGAAAAUAGAGGUCAAGAAGAGUAUUGAAGAAUUUUGAUAUUUCAGUGAAAUCGUUAUAUUGUGAUCUCGUUAUCUAGCUUUUAUUACUGAUAAAAAUCAUGAGCUGGAUCCAAGAUUAGACAUAGUUUCAGCAGACCUAUUCACAUACAUGGGAAUUAAGUACCUUUAGGUUUCAGUGGUUUGGAUCCAGAUUUUCACUGGAUCAGCUGUGCUGAUGGAAGUAUUCUUCCCUGCCCCUUUCUUACCAUGGCUGUUCUCCGAAUCUGUAAAAGAGAAUCAGGAGACCUUGCCGAAUGGGGUGAACUAUGGUGUAAGGGGAGGGGAGAUGCUCAAAAUCAGUAAAAAAAAUUCUUUGAGCAGAGUCUUCCUUUUGUAGAAGGCAGAUCCUGGAUCCAGCUCUGGUUGUACUGCAAGUACAAUUAAGUCUGCAUUCAGCUCUGUGUGUUCUAAGACAGCAUGCAGAAGUACGUCGCUUCCUCUUGUUUGGAGGGAAAUGUGCAAAGGCCUACUGAACUAAGGACUGGUUUUGUUAACAGCUGUUGUACUUUCUCAUUAAUUACAUCAUAAGGAAUGAGGCAGCAGAUUCAACUAACUUGUUAUCAGCAUAGUAAAAUAUGCAAACCUUUGUUGCAGUGAAUUUUGUGAUGCAAUUAGAGUUUUCACUUAGUGAAAAAUACACUGCUCUACUGUGGCCUGAAGACAGUACAGCUCUGAGUGAACAUUGUAUUGAUUAGUAUUUUCUUUACAGGGUUAGUGAGAAUAUGGGCACAAUCUUACAUAUACUUACUUGAGAGGCAUUUAUUUCCAAGUAAGGAUGCUUAGUUUUGGCCUCAGUGCUCUAAUUUUUAACACUGCAGUUUGCAAUCCUCUGUGGACUUAAGUGCAUUGACUUCCAUGGACUCAAAUGAGAGUUGCUUUCUAUUGGGUUAUGUAAAUGAAGGUUUCAGCACUGAAGUGUGUGUGUGCAGCAAAUGAGGGCGAGCAAAAGUCAGGGAAUUGGUGCAGGCACACUGGGCAUGGCAUGUACUUUACUUGUGUUCAGUGCUUUAAAAGAAGUUGAAUCAAUGUUCCUUUAAUUCAGCCAUAAAGGGCAAAGAUCUCAGCCUCUUGGGAAAAAGAGAUGCUGCUUAUCACCGGUGCCAUUGAAGACGAUCCCAUUGAUGCCUGGGACACACAAACAGCAAAGGAAUGUGGUAUUUCGGUAAUCGAAGCCGUGCCUUCCGAAAGGAUGUCUGCCUUCUUUUGAACAAAUGUCUGACAGUUGUAUGUCCGUAGGGCUACCAACUGAUGAUUUCAAAAGACCUCCAAGCCAUGAGGACUCGGUACUUAUAUCCUGUGUGCCUCAUCACAAACUCUAUAUAGCCUUAUAUAAAUGCCCAUUGCUGGAUGCUGGAUCUGAAAUGGUUUCUGAUCCUUCUACUCAGGUUAGGAUCCUUCGUUUUUUUGUCCUUAUUAUGUUGGUGGUAUUUUCAUUAUGAAGAUGAAUUUUAUGUUAUUGAUAAAUAAAACAUUUUUGUUGGUUGAGUA
Varanus komodoensis (Komodo dragon) is the source of this 5384-nucleotide messenger RNA. It is a transcript of the gene NINJ1, whose product is annotated as ninjurin 1. Gene Ontology annotation, biological process: cell adhesion; tissue regeneration. Lineage: Eukaryota; Metazoa; Chordata; Lepidosauria; Squamata; Varanidae. Bases 648 to 1103 code for a protein of 151 amino acids. The record is from RefSeq and is a predicted model, not a curated record. Gene Ontology annotation, cellular component: membrane. The transcript is spliced from 4 exons.